Messenger RNA from Betta splendens (Siamese fighting fish), 4071 nucleotides. Its product is annotated as NACHT, LRR and PYD domains-containing protein 12-like. The record is from RefSeq and is a predicted model, not a curated record. Lineage: Eukaryota; Metazoa; Chordata; Actinopteri; Anabantiformes; Osphronemidae. Bases 51 to 3533 code for a protein of 1160 amino acids. Gene Ontology annotation, molecular function: protein binding. The transcript has 13 exons.
UCAAAGUGAAAGUACUGUACGGAGCCAGUUUGUCCAGAUUUCAAACGUUGAUGGAACAAAACAAGAAACCUGAGAAAAGACUGAAUGAAGGCCAGAAAAUGAGUGAGUGUGUGAAGGAGAGAAGAGCAGAUUCUCCAGCUCCCAGUGUUGUGUCCAAAGGAAUUGGUGAAGAUUUCAAUCUUGAACCUGGACCAUCAGAGACAACACUGACUGAAGACCAGAAAAUAAGGGAGCGCGUGGAUGAAGUGGACGAUGGAGCAGACUUUCCAGGAUCCAGCAGUCUGUCUAUGAAGAGUGACCAGUCCAAAAACAUUCCUGAUGACUUGAGGAAUGAACCUAGACCCUCUGACACAAAUGAUCAGGUCCCCACCAGCCGUGAAGCCUCAAUCUGCAAACAGAACAUCACUUCAGGUUUGGACCUGUCUGGUUGUUCAGAAAAGUCCUUCUGUUGCUAUGAAGAAAGAUCCACAUCUGGACAGCACACAGCAACUCACACCAUACCUGUACAUUCAGAUGUUGCUCUGCAUGAGGCUUUAGAUCAACAUAAGCUCAGUCUGAGGAGCAGAUGUGAACGUGUGACUGAAGGAGGUGAAACAGAAAGUGGAGUCCUCCUCAGCAGCAUCUACACUGAGCUCUACAUCACGGAGGGACAGAGUGAAGAGGUGAACACACAACAUGAGGUGAGGCGGCUGGAGACAGCUUCCAAGAGGAAGACCCUCCAUGAGGCUCCCAUCAAGGUCCACGACAUCUUUAAAACCAUCUCUGACCCACACGGACCCAUCAGACUGGUUCUGACCAACGGCGUCGCUGGCGUUGGAAAAACCUUCUCUGUGCAGAAGUUCACUCUGGACUGGGCCGAGGGCCGGGAAAACCCAGACGUCAGUGUGCUGGUUCUGCUGUCGUUCAGGGAGCUGAACCUGAUCAGAGAUCAGCAGCACAGCCUUCUCACGCUGCUCCAUGUUUUCCAUCCAACGCUCCAGGAGGUCCCAGCAGAGCAGCUCGCUGUCCUGAAGCUUCUGUUCAUCUUUGACGGCCUGGAUGAAAGCAAACUCUCACUGGACUUCAGCCACAGGGAGCUGGUGUCUGACGUCACACACAAGUCAUCAGUUAAUGUGCUGCUGACCAACCUCAUCCAGGGGAACCUGCUUCCCUCGGCUCUGGUCUGGAUCACUUCCCGACCCGCAGCGGCCCAUCAGAUCCCUCCUACGUGUGUGGACAGGGUCACAGAAGUACGAGGCUUCACCGACGCCCAGAAGGACGAGUACUUCAGGAGGAGAUCCAGCCACGAGGAUCUGUCCAGCAGAAUCAUCUCACACGUCAAGACGUCCAGGAGCCUCCACAUCAUGUGUCAGAUCCCAGUGUUCUGCUGGAUCACUGCUACGGUUCUGGAGCACAUGUUGACUACAGAGCAGAGAGGAGAGCUGCCCAGAACCCUGACGGACCUGUACUCACACUUCCUGCUGGUCCUGACCCAGAAGAAGAGGAACAAGUACCACAAAGGACAUGAGACCAGUCCACAGGAACUGACGGAGGCUGACAGGGAAGUUCUCCUGAAGCUGGGGAGGCUGGCGUGGGGACAUCUGCAGAAAGGAAACAUCAUGUUCUACCAAGAAGACCUGGAGCAGUGUGGUCUAGACGUCACAGAGGCCUUGGUUCACUCAGGAGUCUGUACUGAGAUCUUUAAAGUAGAGAGUGUGAUCCUCCAGAAAACCGUCUACUGCUUUGUCCAUCUGAGUGUUCAGGAGUUUCUGGCUGCUGUGUACAUCUUCCACUGCUACACCAACAGGACGUCAGAGGUUCUGGAGAUCUUCCUGGGCCAAGACUACACCAAGUUCUCCUUUGAUGUCUUUCUAAUGGAAACAAUGACCAAAUCCCUGAACAGUCAAAGUGCUCAUCUGGACCUCUUUGUUCGCUUCCUUCAUGGCCUCUGUCUGGAGUCCAACCAGAGAAUCUUAGGAGGUUUGCUGGGUCACACGGAGAACGUUCAGCAAACCAUCAUAGAGAGAACCAUCAGAAACCUGAAGAAGAUGAACAAUGACGAAAUCUCUCCAGACAGAAGCAUCAACAUCUUCCACUGUCUGAUGGAGAUGAACGACCACUCAGUCCAUCAGCAGAUCCAAGACUUCCUGAAGUCAGGGGACAUAUCAGAGAAGAGACUCUCUGAGAUCCACUGCUCAGCUCUGGCCUACAUGCUGCAGAUGUCAGAGGAGGUUCUGGAUGAGGUCGACCUAAAGAAGUACAACACAUCAGUUGAGGGACGACAUAGACUUAUCCCAGCUGUGAGGAACUGCAGAAAGGCUCAACUUUCUGGCUGUGGACUGUCAGAGACUCAUUGUGAAGUUGUGGCCUCAGCUCUGACGUCGAACCCUUCACAUCUGACUGAGCUGGACCUGAGUAGAAACUACAACCUGCCAGAUUGUGGCGUGAAGCUACUUUGUGCUGGACUGGAGAGUCCACACUGUCGACUAGAACGUCUAAGAUUAAAGUCCUGCAGCUUGUCAGAGACCAGCUGUGGUUCUCUGGGCUCAGCACUGAGGACCAACCCGUCCCAUCUGACAGAACUGGACCUGAGUGACAACCAGCUGCAGGAUUCAGCAGUGGAGCAAUUGUGUGGUUUCCUGGAGAGUCGAGACUGUCGACUGGAGACUCUGAGAUUAAGUGAAUGCAGUUUGUCAGAGUCCAGCUGUGGUUCUCUGGUCUCAGCGUUGAUGUCCAACCCGUCCCAUCUGACAGAACUGGACCUGAGUGAGAACAAGCUGCAGGAUUCAGUAGUGGAGCAGUUAUGUGGUUUCCUGAAGAGUCCAGCUUGUCGACUGGAGGCUCUGAGCUUAAAAGGCUGUGUGUUGUCAAAGAUCAGCCUUGUUUCUCUGGCUCUGAACUUCAACCCGUCACAUCUGAGAAGACUGGAUCUGAGUGAGAACAGCAUCCAGAACCAAGACAUGAAGAAGCUGUGUGGUUUCUUGGAAAGUCCGGACUGUCGACUGGAGACUCUGAGACUGAGUUCCUGCAGCUUGUCAGAGUCCAGCUGUGGUUCUCUGGUCUCAGCUCUGAGGUCCAACCCGUCCCAUCUUACAGAACUGGACCUGAGCAACAACCAGCUGCAGGAUUCAGCAGUUCUGUGGCUGUGUGGUGUCCUGAAGAGUCCAGGCUGUCGAAUGGAGACUUUGAGACUGAACGGAUGCAGGUUGUCGGAGACCAGCUGUUCCUCACUGGUCUCAGCUCUGAGGUCCAACCCAUCCCAUCUAACAGAACUGGACCUGAGUGGAAACACCCAGCUUCAGGAUACAGGAGUGAUGGUGCUGCAUGACUUUCUGAUGAAUAAACUCUGUCGUCUGGAGACUUUGAGACUCAAGCGCUGUGGAUUGUCUAAGGUCAGCUGCUAUUAUCUGGCCUCAGCUUUGACAUAUAACCCAUCUCAUCUGAGAAAUCUGGACCUGAGUGGAAACAACCUGAAUGAUUCAGAUGUUAAUCUGCUAUCUGAUCUAGUGAAGCGUCCCGGUUAUGGGCUGGAGAGGUUGAGGUGCAGUAUGUAGAAUCUAAAAGUGUUGACAGAUGAUGAACAUCGUCAGUGGAUCUGGGACAUUCUGAAUCUACUUCACUCCUGUUGCUCCACCAGCAUGUUUCUGUCUCGUUUGCCAAUAUAUGGACUAGGCUAUAGGGAUUCAUUCACUUUUGCUGUGGAGGGACGUGAUUAUAAAUCCAAUUAGCAGUUCAUCUGUGUAGAUAGAUAAAUAGAUACUUACUUUAUCCCAGCAGAACAUUCACUCUGUGAUCUAUGUAAUCUAAAAAAAUGUUCUUUUAAUUUUUUAAUGUUUGCCUAUAGAUUUUCACUGAUGCUGAAUAUUUACUUACAUCACAAAGUUAAAUGAAGUUGAUAGAAGAGACCUGAAGUAGUUAAAGCUUGAAACUUCUAAGCUCUUUACAAACCCACCCACUCUUUCAAACUCAAUGUUAAGUGUUUUUGGUGGGUAGACAAUAGACCAAACCUUUAUAUUGGUGGCUUUACUCUGUGUUUUAUAAAUUGUUUAAAUAAUUGUUUAAUUGUUUAAUAAAGACUUCUACUUCAACACA